Messenger RNA from Protopterus annectens (West African lungfish), 3143 nucleotides. Its product is annotated as zinc finger protein 93-like. Lineage: Eukaryota; Metazoa; Chordata; Ceratodontiformes; Protopteridae. The record is from RefSeq and is a predicted model, not a curated record. The transcript has 8 exons. Gene Ontology annotation, molecular function: RNA polymerase II cis-regulatory region sequence-specific DNA binding; DNA-binding transcription factor activity, RNA polymerase II-specific. Bases 385 to 2784 code for a protein of 799 amino acids. Gene Ontology annotation, biological process: regulation of transcription by RNA polymerase II.
GUGGCUGUUUAGUAAAAGACUUUUGGACGACAGCAUUGUUGUCUGUGCAGCAGAAUGUUACAGAAUUCAUUAGACCUGUGUGGGUUUUGUUGUUAUUUUGGAUCUUAUCCCUUACAAGCAGCAGUUGUUCAGGUUCCUAAACAGUGUGGACCAUGAGGACAUUGAAACAAGAGACCAUAAAGCUGGAGCUGCAGAGGAGAGGGCUGCCAACUUGGACAUCCACACCAACAUGUUGCUAAGGCUGUGUCACAGGGCUGGUUUGAGUUCCUCCCUCUCCAUGUGCGUGUUUGUCUCCCAGUAAGAUACUGAACCAGGCAGUACUCGUCAAUCACCUGUGAAGAGCAGCAUUUCAUCCCAGCGGGUUUACCUGAUUAUAUUUUUGAGAUGAAGUUUUGUAGUGCUUAUGGCUGUAAUAAUGGGAGAAAAUACAGAGGAAGCUGGCAUCGUUUCCCUAAAAAUCCUGAGCGUAGAAAAGCAUGGACUCAGGCUUUGCGUCGCAAGGGAUGGGAACCGGGUAAGCACACUGUCAUCUGUGAAGAUCACUUUGAAGAAGACCAAUUUGAAAUUCCUAAUUUGAUAAUGCAAUCCAUCGGUUUCAAACCGCUGGUAAGAAGACUGAAGCCGGAUGCCAUACCCACCAUUUUCUCAUUUAAGCCCAAGCUUACACAACGUUCCACUUCAGCCGUACACAAGCAUGAAAGAUUAAAGAUUCUGCAGGAGGCUGGCCUGCUGUCAAAUGGUAGUACUUCCACAUCCAAACAAAACCAUGAUGAAGAACAACAUUUUGUAACAGCGCAGACUAUUGGAGGCUUUCCAGAAGGCAACGAAGAAUGCAGUGGUCAAGCUGUCAGCAACGUGUUUGAUCGUGAUUACUGUGGCACCUCAGCGACUAUGGUCCGUCCCUCCUGCAUGUCAUCCUCCAGUCAGACUCUGUUCCCGGUGCCAAAAGCCUUUGAAGAUGUUGCUGUUGAGUUUUCAGGAGAGGAGUGGGCGAUGCUGAAUAAACAGCAGAAAGAGCUACACAGAGAAGUGAUGAUACAGAACUACGAGAAUAUGAUUUCUGUAGGGUUUAACAUCCCAGUGGAUCAUCUUUUGUUAUUUAUUAAGAAAGAAGAAACAGAUCCAUCUGAUGACACAAUAGCAGGAAUGGAGGUUCAGCGAAGGCAUCUUCCGGAUAACAAUGUUAACAUCAGCAGGAAUUCAGAUUUCAUUGCAACUCUGAGUCAGUGGUCAUCAAAUUGGAAAUUGCAUAAAUCUGUAUGUGACAGCACUUCGCUAGAUAAGCUGUCCAUCGGAGGUCAUGAUCCAGUGUGGACUGAAAACAGACAGCGUAACUACAUGGAAAGUAAUGAAGUAUUUAGCAAAGAUCGUGCACAAGAAAUGCAUCUGCAUAGUCAUGGCGAAGAACAGUCAUGUAAUUGGGUUAACUGCAGUGACAUUUUUAUUAGCAAAGUAGCUGUAGAUCUGCUAAAUCCCAGAGAAGGACAAAAUGCCUUGGUGGAACGUGACCACAUAUUCAGUGAUGAGAGACUUUAUGAAUAUACCACUCAUGACAUGGGCUUUAGACAUAACAGUCCAGCAGUACAUAACAUUUUUCGUACUGAGUCAAAACCUUUUAAUUGUACCACAUACAACAAGGAUUUUAUACAAAUGUCAUAUAUGGAAAAACAUAAUUUAGUCCAUAGCAGGCAAAAGCAUAAUAAUGACUCCAUGUGUGCUAAGGGUCCUGUGUGUAAGAAAUAUUUAACAAUGCGUAAGAGAAUACGCAGUGGACAGAAGCUUUCUGACUCUGCCACAUGGGACAAGAUUAGUCAACACAAGGAUAAGAUGGCAAAACAUCAGUUAGAAAACAACGGGCAGAGACCAUAUAAAUGUCCCACUUGUAGUAAGAGUUUUACACAGAAGAGUCACCUAAUAAGACAUCAAAAUGUCCACACCGGACACAAACCCUAUAAAUGUAAUUCAUGUGGAAAGGGUUUUACUAGUACAGUAAGUCUGAAAGCACACCAGUAUAUCCAUAGUGGGCAUAAACCCUAUAAAUGUGCCACAUGUGACAAAGGUUAUAUAAAGAAAUGUAGCUUAAUAUUACACCAGAGUAUCCAUACUGGGCAAAAGCCUUAUAAAUGUACCUUAUGUGCCAAGAGUUUUACAGAAAAGAGAUCGUGGCUAGCACAUCAGACUAUCCACAGUGGAGAAAAACCAUAUCACUGUACCACAUGUGGCAAAAGUUUUGCACAGAAACGAUAUAUGCUAAAACAUCAAGUAUUACACACUGAGCAGAAACCACAUAACUGUCCCAUUUGUGACAAGGGUUUUAUAAAUAAGACAAGUUUGACAGUGCACCAGCUUAUCCACACCGGGCUCAAACCUUAUAAAUGUGCCACAUGUGGCAAGGGUUUUACACAGAAGGGUGGCAUGAUAAAACACCUCUAUGUACACACUAGACAGAAACCAUUUACAUGUGCUACAUGUAACAAAGGGUUUAUAUGUAAGGCAAGUUUAACAGCUCAUGAGAUAUUCCACAGUGGACAACGGCCCUAUAAAUGUGCCAUUUGUGACAAGGGUUUUACUGCUAAGCAGUAUUUGAUGGCACAUCAGAAUAGUCACACUAAACCCUAUAAAUGUACCACAUGUGGCAAGGGUUUUUCUCAGAAGCGUUACUUGAUAAAACAUGAACAUAUUCACACUGGUCAUAAACCAAGUCAGAAAAAAGGACACACUUCUUGUUUUAACUUACAGCUUCGGGGUGAUCGACUGGCUCCAAAACGAGCUGGACAAGCGUGAUAGGAAAACAAGAAAACUGCUUUCAGCUCAUAAAAUGAUACUAAAGAACCAGUGUUUUCCAAGGUUAUAUAUCUCUCUGUCUGAAGGAGGUCUUAUUGGUACUGACUACACUUGUAGAGCGGUGAUUAUGCGAUUGCAUACAUAUGGAAAAUAUAUUGGUAUCAUCAGAUUGAAACACAUUGAAAGUUAUAAAACAUGAAAAAAAUAAGUCUAAGAUGUUGCCUUUGUUUAGGUUAACAGAAGCCUUUAGGAAAGGAGCAGCAUUGGAAAUCAAUCCAGAAGUGGACAAAUAAACACGUACCAACAGAAAGUACAAAAAAAAGCAAAAUAAGUAAUACAAAAAAACACAAUCAGGAAAA